Chelonia mydas (Green sea turtle) is the source of this 1851-nucleotide messenger RNA. RefSeq names its product complexin 3 (gene CPLX3). The transcript is spliced from 3 exons. Bases 375 to 848 code for a protein of 157 amino acids. Lineage: Eukaryota; Metazoa; Chordata; Testudines; Cheloniidae. Gene Ontology annotation, molecular function: syntaxin binding. The record is from RefSeq and is a predicted model, not a curated record. Gene Ontology annotation, cellular component: terminal bouton; SNARE complex. Gene Ontology annotation, biological process: neurotransmitter transport; synaptic vesicle exocytosis; regulation of neurotransmitter secretion.
AGAGUAAAGCUUGGGGAGGCUGCGAGUUGAGCUCAGACUCGCCCAGCACCGCUGGAGUCGCGUUCCCCUAGAGAAGGGGGGGAGCCCUCUCCCCGCUCCGGCCCACACGCAACCCCGCGCGGCUGGAGCUGUCCACGCGUUGCGGUGCUGAACCUUGCCCGGGAGCCCGUCGAGCGCACCCCAGCGAGGCGCUGGCCGCGCGAGGCGGAGGCGCUCGGAGCUGUCCAUCGGCUGCGGUGCUGACCCGGGGCCGCUCGUCCAUGGCAGGCGGAGCGCGGCUGGUCUGAGCCCGGGCGCCGAGAGCCGAGCGGACGCCGAGCGCUCCAGCCGCGCCGCUGCUUCUCGCUCAGCCGAGCCCCAGCGCCCGCCCCGCCAUGGCGUUCAUGGUGAAGUCCAUGGUGGGCGGCCAGCUGAAGAGCCUGGCCGGGGGGCUGGGCGGCGAGGAGAAGGGGGAUGGCGAGAAGUCCCCGGCCGAAGCCCAGGGGAUGACGCGGGAGGAGUAUGAAGAAUACCAGAAGCAGCUAGUGGAGGAAAAGAUGGAAAGGGAUGCCCAGUUCACCCAGCGCAAAGCAGAGAGAGCCACGCUCCGGACCCACUUUAGAGACAAGUACCGGCUCCCCAAGAAUGAAACAGAUGAUAGUCAGAUCCAGCUGGCAGGAGGGGACGUGGAGCUCCCAAAGGAGUUGGCCAAGAUGAUAGAGCAAGACAACGAGGAGGAAGAGGAAAAGGACUCUGUUAUCGGACAGCUGACCAACAUCCAGAACCUGGACCUUGAUUCCCUGAAGGAUAAAGCCCAGGCCACGCUAGAGGACCUGAAGCAGUCAGCUGAAAAGUGUUCUGUUAUGUGACGCAGCUGGUUCCCUCGACAUACCCCAUUCUUUACCAUAUAAUGUUGGGGGGAGGAGGGAUGCAAUGGAUGGUCUGGGGGAAACGAUGGUGUAUGAAAAUUAACCAGUGGGAACCCCACUGAGUUUGUCACCCUUACCUGUGUGAGUUGGAUACCUUUUCUGAACCCAUGCUCCGCCUAGAUUCCCCCAAACAGACUUACGUGCCCUGUUCCUCUUGGAAGUGUGGUUUCCAGUGCGAGGCCGGGGUCGGGGGGCAGCACUGUCCUCCCCCAAGCACCCCUCCGGAGGUCGGAUCUAAACCUGCCUGUGCCACUGCUCACGUGGGGGACCGCGUUCCUCUGUCCAUUUGAAUCUUUCAGUGCAGAAGGGCGGGAGGGUUGUGAUGCGGGUUGCUGAACCAUGCCUGUGAAUGGGAGCAAAGAACCUCUUUAGAGGAGCAGACUGGCAUUGCUGCUCUGCCUUCACUCCCAUCUUGGUGAAGGAGAUUUGGAGCAAACCUCCUGGAGGCGAUGCCCGGUGUUCCCUUUGCUUUCCAGACACAAGCCGUGACAGGGAAAUUUCCCACAUCCACGUAACUAACGCCAAGAAAUAAUACAACUACUUUGCCUUGAUAGCACCUUUCAUGUAUUGAUCUCAAAGCACUUAGCAAAGGAAGGGACAGCUAUAUCGGUCCCAUUUUAGAGAGGGGGAAACUGAGGCACAGAGCAGUUAGGCUAUUUGCCCAAGUCAGUGGCAGGGUCAGGAAUAGAGCCCAGACCAGUUGGGGCUCAGUCAGCUUAGACCACCAUCGCCCUUCCGUGUAAGAAAUGUCACUUAUUGGAAAUGCAUUCAAAUGCCGUGUCACUUCUACAGUAUGGGGCCUACUCUGUGUAAUGAGAGGAAAAUCUAUCUAUACAUUGUGAUGUAACCAUGCCAAGUUUUUGUCUGACUUUCUACCCCUUAUAUACCCUCCUUAUUCUAUGGUAUUGAUAUAGCUGAUGGAAUAAAUACCAGGAGAUCUCUA